UCCAACGAAAAACCCACUUUGACCGGUUCAAGGAUUCAUGCUCGCAAGCGUGACGCAAAGGCCACGGCCAAGUAUGAACCAGAAGAAUUCAGAACUAAUAUUUUCCAAGUAAUUGACCCGAUCGCCAAGGACGACUUUGCCAAAAUCUCGGCCGCACUCGACACCGCCGGAAACACGCUCGACUACCGCCGCUACGGAGACACGUUUUUCGAAGUUCUCGUCACUGGAGGAAUCAUCGCGCCAGGAGGCAUCAUCAAGGAUGACGAAACCAAGGGCAAGCUGCCCUUCAGCCUAUUCGUGCUUGCCAACAGCACUGACGCAGUGGCGCAGCUCGAGGGCGCCAAGGUCUGGGCCAACCUUAUCGUGCGGCUGACGCGGCGCUACAAGUACCUCGAGCGGAUCUUUGCCGAGACGGCAGUGCACGUCAUCGAGAACAUCCACCGGUACUCUGACGCAGACAACCGCAUUCUGGCUGUCGGCAUGGGCGUGCUCGUGUCGGAGGGCUUCCUGACAAUGGACCCGUUCCGCACGUUGCAGAAGGACCAUCUGACCAAGGACGGCAGCGCAAUGCAGUUCAUGACCGAGCUGAUGCGCGUGUACCUCAAGGGCAACACGCCAGCGCAGCUCAACAAGCUGCUGGGCAAGGCCAAGAUCCGCCUGCUGACCGAGUUCUUCCCGCUUGGCAAGCGUGACACCGAGUGCCUCGUGCGCCACUUUGAGGCCGAGGACAUGCCCGAGAUCAUCGAGCUGCAUACUGCCACACAGGCUGUGCUGCAGCGCGACUUUUUGGUUAUCGACCUUGUCCGCGCUAUCCGCGAGGCCGAGCGCGACGAGGACGACAGCAACAAGGUCGACGUCAAGCUGGUGACCAUAGCUAAGAAGGCCAUGCGCAAGAACAACUGGGAGGAGCACAACGUCGUUGUGCUGUGCUGGGACGCGCUCAUGGCGGCUGUCGAGUGGCCGAUCAAGAACGACCAGGUCGAGUCGCUUACCGUCGCGCAGAUCAAGAAAUACGCCACCCUGCUGGAGGCGUUCACGACUUCGCCAAAGUCCGAGCUGGCACUGCUCAAGCACGUGCAGAUGUACUGCUACAGCGAGGCCAGACUGACCAAGGUGUUUGGCAGGAUCGUCUUCGAGCUGUACAACGCUGACGUGCUCACCGACUCGGCCAUCAUCUUCUGGGCCACCAAGGGCAUCAGGGCGGAGGGCAAGGAGGACUUUUUGAAGCAGACCGAGGCCCUUGUCAGCAAGCUCGAAGCCCUGGAGGGCUCGGACGACGACGAGUCUGAGGAC
Molecule: messenger RNA, 1293 nt
Organism: Kickxella alabastrina
Lineage: Eukaryota; Fungi; Kickxellomycota; Kickxellomycetes; Kickxellales; Kickxellaceae
Exons: 3
Cellular component (GO): membrane; cytoplasm
Molecular function (GO): protein binding
Source: RefSeq, a predicted model, not a curated record